Poecilia reticulata (guppy) is the source of this 2167-nucleotide messenger RNA. Lineage: Eukaryota; Metazoa; Chordata; Actinopteri; Cyprinodontiformes; Poeciliidae. The record is from RefSeq and is a predicted model, not a curated record.
AGUGAGACACAGAGGGAUAUGGAUGAUCAAAUUACAGAAGUUUGUAUUCCUUUUAGGUGUGUCAAGGUUUUUAGUGUAAGACACAGACGGAUACUGAUGAUCAAAUUACAGAAGUUUGUAUUCCUUUUGGGUGCUAAAGUUUUCAGAGUAAGAUACACAGGGCAUAGUGCUGCUGUUAAAUCUCUGGUAGGGUGUGAAUCUGAAGAAGAUGUUAUAAAGUUGAUUUCAAAGAUUCCACUGUAUCUUUCCAGCAUUCUGUGGGCGUGCAGAGAGCGCUAAAUCUCCAAAGAAAAUGUUAUCGUCAUUUAUCUCACGUAAACAAAGUGCCAGUUCGGACUCAGAAAAUGAACCAGUUUGUGAUCAUAGUGGGGCACUCUUAUUACCAAGACUGCCUUUGAAGAAAAAUUAUAUGGUUUUAUUUGAAACCAAUUCUAAUGAAAAAGAGAACAGAAGAGACUCCAAGCCUAGUUACCCAGUCUCUCAUUGGACAAUGAUAUUCACUCCAACUAAAGUCGAAAAGAUCAAGAUCAUUGUGGAGCAUGUCAUAAAAAGCAAUAUACAUUUUGCUCCAAGUCACACCUUAUUAUGGUGGAGGGGUUUGAGUGUCCCACUGAUCCUAAGAGCUGUGCUGUCAGGGGCUUCAUGCUUCUGGUAGGUCCAAGAAAGACAGGUCCUAGGUGAGGAACCAGACAAAGUGCAGCCCAACAACCCCUUAUGACGAGUAAACCCAAUGGAAAUAGUGUUCCCUCGCCCGGAUGCGGGCCACUGGAGCCCCACUCUGGUGUCAGGCCUGGUGGACGGGCUUUAAUCAAUGGAGCCCAGCCAGGCACAGCUCAAAGAGGAAACAUGGGUUUCCCUUCCCAUGGGCUUAUCACCUGUAGAAGGGGCCAAAGAGGUCAGGCAGGAGAAGGCAUACUUGCUGCCCCCCAUCUUGGAGCCUGUACUUUGGGGAUUAUCCCGGUGAAAGAGAGGAUAACGUUUAGGUCUUCUUGUGAGACCUGAAGAGGUGUGGUUGGGUGAUGGGUGAACAGUGGUGGGGGAUGAUGCCAGUCAGACCUGGCAGGCCCACAUGUAUUAUGAGAGCCUGCUGGGAACCUCUGGUAGAGUCUCCCAUGAGACGCAGCUUCAACUCCCACCUCUGGCAGAUCUUUGUUCCGGGGGACCGUGUUCCUUCUUGGCUGGAUCAAUCUCCACUCCACCCACCUUUGUCAUUAUGUCCUUGGUGAAGACAAUUCACCCACCUUGCCUGCUGGUGGUGGCCUGUACAAGUACAAAACCAUUUACCAUAUCAUUUACAGGAGACAAACCAAUUAAAAUGGUUCAUGAUAAUAAAAUCAAAGAUAAAUAGUAACACCUGCUUUUCUUUUGGAUGAAACUAAAAUAAAAAAUACAUCUCGGUCAUCACAUUCACACAUUGUCUGACUGAAAAAAUAACAGUUUUGUUUUCUAUGUAUGGAUCAACAAGUUCUAGAGUUGUUAUUCUUUUGUGAUGAAUACAGUGUUACAGGCUGUCUGGAGGUUGGACCUUAGCUCUGUCCUCCCCCAGGAUCCAACCCGCCAACAGUGUUAUAUAAACCUUUGUGAGGUUUGCAGGAGACACACCUGGAGUCUGCAGAUUACCUGAGACACGAUGAAGAUUGUUCUGUUCUACCUGAUGUUGCUGCUGGUCGGAUCCGUGUCCACGGAUCAGCCAGCUGAGUCGAAGGACCAUGGGUCUUCUUCAGAGGAAAUCCAUGAGGUUUUGAGAGAGAUGACUGCCUCACUGACCAAACUGAAGUGUGAAGUUGAUAACUUAAAAGAGGAGAAUGCAGACCAAGAAACCAAGCUGGAGGCUGAGAUCAACAAGCUGAAGGACCAGCAGCAAAAGCAAGCAACAAAGUUGGAGAGUCAAGAGGCUGAGAUCAAAAAGCUGAAUGGGAAACUGGAAGGCACUCAGGUGGCUUUCUCAGCUUAUUUGUCUCAAACUACUGUCACUCUUGGACCCUUCAACACUUUCACUACUCUGGCCUUCAAGAUUGUGAUGACAAACAUUGGAAAUGCCUACAAUAAAGAAACAGGUAUUUUCACUGCACCUGUGAGAGGAGCCUACCACUUUGAGCURCAUGUAGGCKKAYMUGGAGRUUCAAAUCCUGUUGGAGCUGUGAUUACCAGAAAUGGACUUUCCUGA